Messenger RNA from Chaetura pelagica (chimney swift), 1725 nucleotides. Its product is annotated as ovocleidin-116-like. The record is from RefSeq and is a predicted model, not a curated record. Gene Ontology annotation, biological process: biomineral tissue development. Gene Ontology annotation, cellular component: extracellular matrix. Gene Ontology annotation, molecular function: extracellular matrix protein binding. The transcript has 3 exons. NCBI's taxonomy places the organism in Eukaryota, Metazoa, Chordata, Aves, Apodiformes, Apodidae. The annotation marks the transcript as partial.
UGCAAUGCCAAGCAUGGCUUCCUCAUGUUCAAAUACGUCUACUUGUAUUCAGCGCGGAGGAACCAGACGCAGAUCAAGAAGGAAGAAGCUGAUGGCCAGAAUGUGCUGAGUGAGGACAAGGACAAGCAGGAGCUGACAGAAGACAGGGUGGCCCUGGAGCAAAGCGAAAAUGUCAGCACUGAUGUGAUGGAGAACAACAGAACCAGCCUCAUGCCCAAAAGCCACACCACCCCAGGCGUGGACAGGGAUGCUCUUAGUCCUCCCCCAGGCACCAGCACGGGAGCACGUGGUGGGGCUGGCAUUGCAGGUCCCACCCCGACCAGCUGGGAGGGCAGUGGUGACCUGGAUUUAGUGGUGGAAAUCGAUGGUGGUGUUUCCAUUCCUACCCAGGAUGGACGUUCCAGCGAGGCCGUGGUGGGAAACAGGUCUGUUGUCAGGGGUGAGGACAGGGAGGAGGAUGGUGCCCCUGGGUGGGUUCCAGUGGAGAGGGCCAUGACAGGUGAGAGGGAGAGGGCUUCUGCCACUGGAGGGGCUGGGGAUGAGGGCAGUGAUGGGGCCACCGUGCCUGGCCAAGGGCAGGAGGGUGUCAUGCAGGGCACAGGGACGGGAAGCGCUGCUCUCACCUCUGUCACUGAGAAGACAGAGCAUGUUCAAGUUGACACGGAAGGUGUGGAUGAAUACAUUUACAUCCCUGACUCGGGCAGCAUCACUGUCACCCAAGGGAAGUUGGGCAGCACAGCGACGGCCACCAGCUUCACCCAGAUCUCUCCGGACAAGGAUGAUGAGGUCAACAUAUUCAUCAGGAGAGCCAACAUCCUCGUGGGGGAGCAAGAAACCACCCAGGCUGGUGCCACUGUUGGCAGCAAGGACAGUGGCAGCCCCACUGCAGGAACCAGCAGCCCUCUGACCAGGCUGGCGGUCACUGCAGCACAUGAUGGUGAUGAUGGCACCCCUGCUCAUCAGCAGCCUGAAGAACUGGCCACCACAGCCACCCCGAGCUACAGAGAAGGCACCACCAGCCGACCCAGGGUUGGUUAUCCCACAGGAGAUGAUGAGGAUGGUGUGACCACCCUUGGUGAUGGAGAAGGGCCGCUGGCCCCCAGCCCUUGGACCAUCACCGGUGGUGACAUUCCUGUCCCCUCAGAGGCUGAUGCUGCUGUGAAUGGUGACGAUGAAGCGAGAGGUGAGGGGCAGUGGUUUGAGGGGAAGUCAGACCGCCUGCCUGUCCCCACCCCUCACCAGGAGGCUGUUGAGGAGGCCACUGCCACUGUCCCAGCCGAGGGGGCCAGCAUCCGCCUGGGAGGCACUAUGGCCUCCUCUGAAGCAGGGGAGGUCAAGGAGAGCAGCCUCGGGCAGGCCGGGCAGGCUGGGGGCCGCUCCCCCGGGCCCGCGCUGUGGGGGCCCGGGAGCAGCCGGCUCCCCGCGCGGCAGGGCAGGAGAACCGGGGCGGCGGGCGCGCUGGCAGUGCUGGGCAGCAGCAGCAGGCAGGUGGACCAUGUGAAGCGCGCUGAUGAGCUGCACAUCCGCGAGAGGGCUUUUUACACCCUGGAGCGGGCCCGGGCUGAGCCCCACGGCCCCUACGCUGCCCUGGGGAGCACGGACAGCAGCCAGUCCUCCGAGGGGGAGCGGGGCAGCAGCAGCGACAGCCGGCAGGUAGGGCAGCGGCCCGCGGGGGGGGGACCCCCGGGGUACCCCAAGGGCCGGUGGAGCCGGGGGACCCUCUGA